UUCGUCUACAAUCGUCAGUUCACUCGCCGCAGUUUGGCGGAUGGUCGUGAGAAUGGUGCGUUCCGUACUUGAACAAAGGAAAAUAAUCGUUUGCAAGUGUAAAGUAGAUGAUGUCGUCUGACUCCACUAAAGUGCAGGUGGAAUACAUCAGUGAGGACAAGAUUAUCAAGGAAGAGAGUGGUAACCAGUCUCCGCUGGCACUCCUGGCGGCAACUUGCAGCCGGCUCGGCGCAGCCAACAUGGGGCCCGAACAGCAAGAGAAAGAGCAACAGCAGCAACAACAACAACAACACUAUAGUCCACAGCAACAACAACAAGCGCAACAACAACAACAACAACAAGCACAGCAACAGCAGCAGGCACAGCAGCAACAACAACAGCAGGCGCAGCAACAGCAACAACAACAACAACAGGUCCAACAGGCUCAACUAGUACAACAACAAGUGCAAGGGGAUGCGGCAACUCUUGCCGCAAUACAACAACAAUAUUUACAACAACAACCUCAAUUGAGGGUCAUUAGUACCGCAGUUGUACAACAACUUAGAGCUCAAGGUUUAACAGGCAAUGAACUGUCAGCGGCGAUAGUGAACGCAGCCAGUACUGUGCCAAAUGGCAUACAAGUGCAGCAGCCACAGGUGAUAUCGAUGCAGCAGCUGCAGCAGCUGCUGGGCGGCGGCGGCGGUGAGGGCGCUACCUACCAGAACGCACCGCAGCAGCUGCUGCAGAUACACCCUCAGCUGCUGCAGCAGCAAGGAGGUGGCGUGUACGGGGGCUGCCUGGUGGGGGGCGUGGGUGGUGUGGGGGGCGUGGCUCCCAUGCAGGCUGUCACUGUGGAUGGUCAGGAGGCGCUUUUCAUACCAGCUCAGCAUGCACAAAACUUCUCCGGCAUGGGUCAAGUGAGCCUGGUCAACGGUCAGCUGGUUCGAACACCGGUGCUUCCUGCAGGCUUCCUGCAGAAUGUCAUGCAUUUACCUGCUGAGCAACAGGCCACGGUCACAAUCCCGGGCUCUAACAUAUCCAUACCGUUGAGCGCGCUCGCCGGGAAUCAGCCGAUGAUCACGAUCCCCGGGAACUUUUCCCUUCCCGCCGGGAUUCAGAUCCCGACCAGCCAGGCCAUCACUAUCUCCAGCUCGCCACUGCCCUCUGCAGACAAGGGUGCCAACACUAAGGAAAAGUCACCCACCAGCCCGCAGGGACAAGGUGGUGGAGUCGCAGUACGUGGGGGAGUGGGCAGCGUGGGUGGGAUGGGCGUGGUACCCGUGCAGGUCCCAGUGAGCGUGGGCAACGGACAUACAGUGUACCACACAGUCCACGUGCCGGUACACGCGCCCCACCAUCUGCAGAUCAUACCGCAGCUACAACAGAUGCAAGCACAGCCGCAAGUAGCCAAUGUUCUGACACCCUCGGGUCAGAUCCAGCAAAUACAAAUAGCUUCACUUGGUAAUGUACAGUCGAGCGGCGGUGCGCAGACAUCAGUGAGCGCGGCGCAGACGCCGGCCACCAUCACGCUGCAGGCGGUAUCGAACCCGAUGCAGACGGAGGGCGUGGGCCAGCAGCAGAUACUGACCAGCUCGGGCCAGCAGCUGACCGUCAUACCCGCCAGCACGGCCGUCAGGAACGUCGUGCAGAUGCCGACGCUGGGCGUGGGCGGGCUGGGCGGUGCGGUGCAGCUGGUGCCGGCCGUGAUGCCCGGCGUGCAGGGCGUGCAACUCGCGCAGAUGUCGCAGCCGCAACAACAGCAGCAGCAGCAACAGCAACCUGUCAUUGAGGCGACAUUCACUGGCCAGCAGAUUCAGCAGGACGCGUCCGAGCCGGGCAAGUGGCAGGUGGUGACUGUGAGCACGGGGGGCGGGGGCGGGGCCGCCGCGACCGGGGGCGGGGCUGCAGGCGCGGGGGGCGGGGCGGAGUGCGAGAAGCUGCGCGAGCCGAGCCCUACACACGGCAAGCGGCUCAUGAAGCGCGUCGCCUGCACCUGCCCCAACUGCGACCAGGGCGAGAAACUGUCCGACCGCAAGAAGCAGCACGUGUGUCAUAUCCCCGGCUGUAACAAAGUGUACGGCAAGACGUCGCACCUGCGCGCCCACCUGCGCUGGCACUCUGGCGAGCGACCCUUCCUCUGCAAUUGGCUCUUCUGCGGCAAAAGAUUCACACGUUCUGAUGAGCUGCAGAGGCAUAGACGUACGCACACCGGAGAGAAGAGGUUUGAGUGCCCCGAGUGCAGCAAGAGGUUUAUGAGGUCAGACCACCUCGCCAAGCACGUGCGAAUACACACCAAAACUAGGAGCACGGAAACAACAACAACCAACCAGCUGAUGUAUUCAGAUUCCGGUGAUGAUAGCUGUGAUGACAAAAUGAUGCUCACCAUUGAAACUAUACACACGGCCGGUGAAGGUGAUGAGAAGCUGGUUAUGAUCCGGCCCGGCACCAAGCUGGAGACGGAGCAGGAUAGCUAGGACGAGGCUAGCGACGCAUAGUCCCGUCGCUACACACGCAGCCGCUGCAAGUCGCAGCAAUUCUGCUAUUGUGAAUAGAACACAACCAAGUUUACAGUGAACAGUGCUUGUGAAUAACCGAACCUAACAGGCCACAAUAGAAUUACUUUAGUGAACAUGACAAUAAGUUUUCAGUGAAUAGUGCUUGUGAACACAACCUAUCAGUUGUGAUUAUUCGUGUCGAGUUUCAUAGCUACAAACUGAUGUUGUGGAUAGACUGCGAUGGAUUCAGUUUACUGUGAAAAGUGCUUUACACCGAACCCAACAUUUCAAAACAUAACCUAACUGUUGUGAUGAAAUCAAUGGUUUCAUUCUGUUGUCAGACUUCUAUUGUGAGUAGAUUUAGCAAUAGUUUCAUGAUAAGUUUUUUGUAUGGAAGUUGAAGCAGUGAAAUCAUAUGGUUACAUAAUUAUUCAACUUAUUACAUUGCAGUAAACAUUUAAAAUUGCCUAUGCCAAAAUCAACAUACUAAAUUCAUAUUAAACAAGAAAUCCGUCCAGUUACUUCUAGAAGUAAACUCAGAAUGAAAUUUCUUAAAGACAUGUACUGUUCAUUGUUUAUUGGUGUUGCCAGUGGUCCUGCGUGUGUCAAUUUUAUUUUAUCCAUGACUUGUGUAUAAGUACAGGGGUAAAUUUAUAAUGAUAAUUUGUAAAUAUAUAAUAUGUAAUAAUUUUGUAUACGAUUAAGAUUUGUAAAGAUAAUUCCAUAGAUUAAUUGUUUAAUAGAAUUAUAUGUAGUGAUAUAAACAAUUCAAUAUUUACUUUUUACCAUAGUGAUAUUAUUUUAAAUAC
This is a messenger RNA of Papilio xuthus (Asian swallowtail), 3283 nucleotides long. RefSeq names its product transcription factor Sp4. Lineage: Eukaryota; Metazoa; Arthropoda; Insecta; Lepidoptera; Papilionidae. Gene Ontology annotation, biological process: regulation of transcription by RNA polymerase II. The transcript has 17 exons. The coding region runs from base 108 to 2453 and encodes 781 amino acids. The record is from RefSeq and is a predicted model, not a curated record. Gene Ontology annotation, molecular function: DNA-binding transcription factor activity, RNA polymerase II-specific; RNA polymerase II cis-regulatory region sequence-specific DNA binding.